GCCCACCACCCCCAAAGCGCGCUGCUACCCGACCUUUCGUCCCCCAGGCAUACAACCAGAGCGGACAGCCAAUAUGCCGGGUCCUAAGACUACCCUUCUCAUCGAGGGCACCUUCGAGGAGCUUGCCGACGAGCUCGCACAGUACAUCGACAACCUCAAAAAUUCCCAAACCGAAGGCAGUUCCAUCGUCCAGGCCGAAGUAGCGGAGCAGCUGAAAGGAGACAAGAAGGAUGAGGCGCUCAAGAAACUCAUUCUCGGGGCUCCUGUCCUGAAUCAGGCUCCGGAGAGGGAGUUCAUAGCGGCAUACAACCUUCUCAUUCACCUCGUAAAGCAGUCGCCUAACGUGGGCAUGUUCCUCCCGAAGAUUUGCAACUACCUCACCUCUCCCAUCACAUCCUCCCCCGCGAACGGCGGCGGUCUUGCCUUAUCCGUCCUCAGCACCAUCUUCAACACUCUGCCUCCCACGAGCGAGUUGAGAUUCCACAUUCUGCUCGCUACCGUGCGCGUUAUCCGACAGACUUCCAACUUCGAGACUCUGCGCCCGCAGCUCAAGCAGUUAGACCGGUGGCUGGAAGCAUGGGAAGUGGAUGACGAGGAGAAGAGGAAACUGUAUCUUGCAAUUAGCGACACCGCGAAUGACGCAGGAGAGGAUGAACAGGCGUACAACUACCUUCUCCGUGCCCUCCGCACUUUUCCUACUGAGGAGACUUCAUCGCCUGAAGCCCGCGAACUCUCGCUCCGCGCUCUCAAGACGGCCCUCACACAUCCCAACCACUACGACUUCCAGGACUUGACCGACCUUGAUUCAAUUCAAGCUCUACGGAAUUCCGACCCCAUUUACUUCCAACUGCUGGAGAUCUUCAACUCCGACGUCCUGGACGACUUCAACGACUUCAAGGAUGAGCACGAGGGCUGGGUUGAGCAGUCAGGACUGGACGCCGCUGCGUUGAACCGGAAGAUGCGGUUGCUGACCCUGGCUUCGUUAGCCGCGUCAACAGGACAGACGCGCUCGUUGCCUUACGCACACAUCGCCAAAGCGCUCCAGAUCCCCCCCGAAGACGUCGAGAUGUGGGUCAUCGAUGUGAUCCGCGCCGGCCUCGUAGAAGGCAAGCUCAGCCAGCUCAAUCAGACGUUCCUGAUCCACCGCUCGACAUACCGUGUCUUUGGCGAGCAACAAUGGAGAGAGGUUGCAGGCCGUCUGGACCUCUGGCGCAAUAGCUUGACGGACGUACUGCAGGUGAUCCAGCUAGAGAAGGAGAAGUUCAUCCAGGAAAAGGAGAACGAGCUCAGGCAGGUUGAGCAGAAGCUGGAGAGCGCGAAUAGGGGGCAGGGGCAGGGGCGGGGCAAGGGACGGCCACGGGCUACGAUUGACGAUGAAAUGGACUAGAUACCGGCUUCUCUCUUCCUGUUUCUUUGAUACGCUUGGAGCCGUCUCAUGGCCUGACGAAGGAAUGCAUUUCGGAGAAAUUCUCGGAUAUGGAAGGACCUACUACGUAGGCAAGAUGUUGCACUGCAACAUGGAAAAUCAAUUUAGAUGCUCAAAUUUUC
Messenger RNA from Westerdykella ornata, 1548 nucleotides. Its product is annotated as PCI-domain-containing protein. Lineage: Eukaryota; Fungi; Ascomycota; Dothideomycetes; Pleosporales; Sporormiaceae. The record is from RefSeq and is a predicted model, not a curated record. The transcript is spliced from 2 exons. Gene Ontology annotation, cellular component: cytoplasm; eukaryotic translation initiation factor 3 complex. Gene Ontology annotation, biological process: cytoplasmic translational initiation. Gene Ontology annotation, molecular function: translation initiation factor activity. Bases 74 to 1387 code for a protein of 437 amino acids.